CAUAAAUCAGCCUCACUCACAUUCAGCAUGGAAAACCAAUCACCGUGGCCAAAACCCGAAGGCGAAACCGCCCGGCCUUACACAGGAUGGCAGCAGCCAGCGAGCUGGCAGCAACAGCAGCCCUACCAAAACAUGGGCGGACCAAAUCAACAGUAUGCGCCGUUGACGUCGGGGGCUCCAAUGGCCCCGACAUAUCCCCAAAAGAAAAAGACCAUCAUGGGCCUGCGCAAACCCAUCUUCUUGAUCGUUGUGGUUGUUGGCGUCGUGAUUCUACUCGCCAUUGUUGGCGGCGUGGCUGGUGCACUGGCUAUCAAGGCGAAAAAGAACAGUCAGAACAACAGCAACAACAAAUCAUCCACACCGUCAGGCUCAAACAAUAACAGCAACAUUGACAAGAAUAACUUUGUUGCUCCCACCGAUGUCGCUAUUUCCACUACUUGCAAAAAGGGCGACAAGCGCACGCUGAAGCUGAGCGACAAGUCCGACGCGGUCUUCAACCUCGAGUGCGAUGCCAAUAGCGACGGCGACGACUUGACUCGCGUCAUCUCGUACUCGCUAGACGACUGUAUGAUUGCAUGUGCGAAGUACAAUGCCAUUGCUAAGAAGCGAGUGUGCGCUGGCGUCUCGUUUUCGCCUGAUCUCAAGGGUUUACGGACGAGCCAGGACGGCAACUGUGCGCUGAAGACGAAGAAGGGCACGACCAAGACGGCCAAGGGAGUCAUUAGUGCUUACUUUUAAGGGAUUUAUAGAUAUAUUGUGUCUCCUUUUCUUCUAAAAAACAAUAGAGAGAAAAGAAAAAGAAGAACAAACGGUGAUGGGCAGCGGAACUAUGUGCUAGUAGUAGUGGU
This is a messenger RNA of [Torrubiella] hemipterigena, 848 nucleotides long. Lineage: Eukaryota; Fungi; Ascomycota; Sordariomycetes; Hypocreales; Clavicipitaceae. The record is from the annotation of a GenBank genome assembly.